AUGAGGUUCUACCCUCAGUACCACCGGCCCCUCCGGCUCCUGCUGGGGAACCCAGUCUACCUGGAGGUGCGACUGCUGAACUCUCCAGACCCCAACCUGGUGCUCCUGGUGCACUACUGUGUUGCCUACCCCCGCUCUGGCCAGGCUGUCUGGGUGCUGCUCUAUGAUGGCUGUCCCAAUCCUCUGGACUACGGCCACACGUCCACCCUGCACGUCCACUCCAAGCUGCCUCUGCCCAAGCACCACCGCCACUUCCACAUCCAGACCUUCCAGUUCCUGGACAGCACCUCUUACUCCUACAUCAAUGAGGAGAUCUACUUCAUGUGCUCCACAGAGGUGUGUCUACCAUCCGAGCGGCAGUGUGUGGAGGGCUGCUUUGAUGGCCACAGUGAGUGUGUCCAUAUUUAA
Messenger RNA from Lepisosteus oculatus (spotted gar), 408 nucleotides. RefSeq names its product zona pellucida sperm-binding protein 1-like. Gene Ontology annotation, biological process: binding of sperm to zona pellucida; prevention of polyspermy. Gene Ontology annotation, molecular function: structural constituent of egg coat; acrosin binding. The record is from RefSeq and is a predicted model, not a curated record. NCBI's taxonomy places the organism in Eukaryota, Metazoa, Chordata, Actinopteri, Semionotiformes, Lepisosteidae. Gene Ontology annotation, cellular component: egg coat.